Messenger RNA from Eufriesea mexicana, 1274 nucleotides. It is a transcript of the gene Arc42, whose product is annotated as Activator-recruited cofactor subunit 42. The record is from RefSeq and is a predicted model, not a curated record. Bases 1 to 1227 code for a protein of 408 amino acids. Gene Ontology annotation, cellular component: mitochondrion. Gene Ontology annotation, molecular function: short-chain fatty acyl-CoA dehydrogenase activity; flavin adenine dinucleotide binding. The transcript is spliced from 5 exons. Gene Ontology annotation, biological process: fatty acid beta-oxidation using acyl-CoA dehydrogenase; butyrate catabolic process. NCBI's taxonomy places the organism in Eukaryota, Metazoa, Arthropoda, Insecta, Hymenoptera, Apidae.
AUGUACAGACUAAGAUUACUCACUAUACAAAAUACAACUACAUUUUAUAAUAAUGUUACUCGAAAUAUUGUUGGACUUUCUAUGCUACCAGAAACUCAUCAAAUGUUACAAAAAACAUGCAGAGACUUUGCAGAAGCAGAAUUAAAACCUUUAGCAGGAGAAAUUGACAAAAAGCAUCUUUAUCCAAAAGAACAAAUAAAAAAAAUGGGAGAACUGGGUUUAAUGGGUAUAACAAUUCCUGAAAAUUUAGGUGGCACUGGAUUGGAUUACUUGGCUUAUGCUAUUGCAAUGGAAGAAAUAUCUAGAGGUUGUGCUAGCACAGGUGUUAUAAUGAGUGCACAUAAUUCUUUGUAUUUAGGACCAAUAGAAAAAUUUGGCAGUAAGGAGCAAAAAGAAAAAUAUAUAACUCCUUUUACAACUGGUACUAAGAUUGGAUGUUUUGCUCUUAGUGAACCAGGUAAUGGUAGUGAUGCAGGUGCUGCUUCUACUACUGCUAUAUCAAAUGGAACCAAUUAUUUAAUUAAUGGCACAAAAGCAUGGAUAACAAAUGCAUAUGAAUCAGAUGCAAUUGUUUUAUUUGCUACAACAGACAAAUCUAAAAAGCAUAAAGGUAUAAGUGCAUUUAUAAUUGAUAAGGCUACAGAUGGUCUUUUUCUUGGUAAAAAAGAAGAUAAAUUAGGUAUUCGUGGUAGUAGUACGUGUUCAUUGAUAUUUGAAGAUUGUAAAUUAGCAAAAGAGAAAUUGAUAGGAGAACCAGGAAUGGGUUUCAAAAUUGCAAUGAUGACUUUAGAUGCUGGUAGAAUAGGAAUUGCUGCUCAAGCUUUAGGUAUAGCUCAAGCAUCUGUCGAUUGUGCGGUCGAAUAUGCGGCAAAACGACAAGCAUUUGGCAAUGCCAUCAUUAAGUUGCAAACAAUUCAACAAAAAAUUGCUGACAUGGCUCUAAAAUUGGAAAGUUCAAGAUUACUAACGUGGCGAGCAGCUGCGCUAAAAGAUAGAAAUAAACCAUAUACAAAGGAAGCUGCUAUGGCAAAGUUAUCAGCUUCUGAAACAUCUACUUUCUGCACUCAUCAAUGCAUACAAAUUUUAGGUGGUAUGGGUUACGUUACUGAUAUGCCGGCAGAACGUUAUUAUAGAGAUGCGCGCAUUACUGAAAUUUAUGAAGGUACAUCGGAGAUACAAAGAUUAGUGAUAGCAGCAAAUGUUAUCAGAGAAUACAAUAUUCAUUGAAAUAUUUAAAUCCGCCAUAUAUUUUUUUUUUACUAAAAUUGUUAAUA